UUUCCAAAUGACUGUGAUGUUUGUCAAGGAAGUAAACAAAGUGAGGAUUUAACACUGCGUCACAAAGUUCGUCUGAGUCUGUCAAAGUGAGUGUUAGUGUCGCGACUGUGGUCCGACUGUCCGUGUUCAGAGUCGUGAUGUCGGUGGUGACGGUGAAGGCCUACCUGCUGGGGAAGGACGAGGCGGUGCGAGAGAUCCGCAGGUUCACGGUGGAUCACGACGUUUCCUCCAGCUUCGAAUACCUGAACCGAAAGACGGCGGCGACGUUCAGCAACCUGAGGAGCGACAUGUUCCACAUGUUCUACAGAGAUGAAGAUGGAGACCUGGUGGCGUUUUCCUCUGAUGAUGAACUGAUGAUGGGUCUGACCUGUUUGAAGGACGACACCUUCCGCCUCUUCAUCAAAGAGAAGAAGGAGCACCGUCGAGACUUCCCUCUCCACGCCUUCCCCCCCUUCACCUUUGCCCCCCCUCCUCCUCCUCCUCCUGGAGCUCCUCAUGCCCCGCCCCUUCGCCUGGCCCCACCCCCCGCGCUGCACCCUAACAUCACGUGCGAUGGCUGCGACGGUCCCGUGGUGGGAACUCGCUUCAAGUGUUCCGUUUGUCCAAACUACGACUUGUGCUCCGGCUGCCAGGCUCGAGGGACGCACACCGAGCACGCCCUGCUGCCCAUGUGGCACCCGCUGCAGCAGUGGUUUCCUCGGGGGAAGUGGAUGAAGAGGAUGAGACACUGCAUGGGGAAUCGGAAACAGGACCAGGGUCAGAACCAGGACCAGGGUCAGAACGAGGCUGCAUCCGGACCUGCAGCUGACUGUGCCUCUCAGGACAAUGUGGACUUCCUGAAGAACAUCGGAGAAGGUGUGGCAGCCAUGUUGAGUCCACUGGGUAUCGACGUGGAUAUCGAUGUGGAGCAUGACGGUCAGAGGUCAAAGGUCAACACUUCAUGUCAGAGUCUGGGGGACGACGUGGAGAUGGGGGGAUCAAAGGGGAGUAGUGAUGAGGAGUGGACUCACCUGAGCUCCAGAGAGGUCGACCCUUCCACCGGAGAACUGCAGUCCCUCCAGCCCGAGGACCAGGACCAGGACCCCUCUACAGAGGGACAGCCGGGUCCAACGGGUCUGAGGGAGGCAGCUCUUUACCCCCACCUGCCUCAAGAGGCCGACCCCCGCCUGGUGGAGUCUCUGUCCCUCAUGUUGUCCAUGGGCUUCACGGACGAGGGCGGCUGGUUGACUCGACUCCUUCAGGCCAAAACCUUCGACAUCGGAGCCGCGCUCGACGCUAUCCAGUAUGCCAAGAAGCCCCGCCCACACCAGCCCUGAUGACAUCAUCACUUAUACUCUACCAGUGACAUCAUCACCUGAUUUUCAUUGAUUAUCAUUGUUGUUGAUCAAUACAUUUAACUCAUUGAUUAUUGUUUUAUUCAUUAGUAACAUGUUUGUUUAAUCUAAACAAUAAAAACUGAACUGAA
Scophthalmus maximus (turbot) is the source of this 1465-nucleotide messenger RNA. It is a transcript of the gene sqstm1, whose product is annotated as sequestosome 1. The record is from RefSeq and is a predicted model, not a curated record. Bases 138 to 1316 code for a protein of 392 amino acids. Gene Ontology annotation, cellular component: aggresome; amphisome. Gene Ontology annotation, molecular function: K63-linked polyubiquitin modification-dependent protein binding; zinc ion binding; protein kinase C binding. NCBI's taxonomy places the organism in Eukaryota, Metazoa, Chordata, Actinopteri, Pleuronectiformes, Scophthalmidae. Gene Ontology annotation, biological process: aggrephagy; mitophagy; endosome organization. The transcript is spliced from 8 exons.